UGAAGCUUGCGGAGGAUAUUGCGACAACUGUUCCAAAAGAGGAAGAUGAGGAUCAGACACAGCCAAUGCAAACUAUGGAUAUAAGUGACUCGAUGAUCCAGGACACAGCAAACAUUUCUUUAGGAAGAUGAAGAAGUAGAUUCUGCGAAGGAGGAUGAUAAGAUAGAAAUUGAAAAGGGGAUGAAUCCUGUCAAAGAAGUAAAAGUUGUAAAUCCACCAAGCGAAUCGGAAAGCGACAAUACUGAGGGUUCUGACGAUGAUGUCGAUACAACCUCACAACCAGCCAUGAAAAAUCCAUUCUUCUGUCCAGUAUGUGGUCGAUCGUACAAAUACAAUAGAACAUUGAGGGAUCAUGUCCGUACAAACCACGCAGAUAUGUUCCAGGAGAAAAUUGAUCCAGAUUCCGGCAACGAACCUUCCUUAGAGGUAAUCCCAAAGCUACCGAAAGUUACUUGCAGAUAUUGUAAUGAGCAGUUCAGGAGACUAGAUAAAUUCUGCCACCAUUUGGUUGUCCACCCAGUGCCAUACCGUUACAAAUGCCUUAAUUGCCCGAAAACAUUCGCUACUAGCACCAUGAGAACACUGCACCAAAACAUACAUGAAGGUUUGCGACCAUAUAAGUGCUCCCAUUGUCCAAAAGCCUUCGCCAAUCCCACAAACCUUAUGCAUCAUGAACGUAUUCAUUUGAAAAUCUACAAUUACGCAUGCCAGUUUUGCGGUAAAACCUUCAUUCAAAAGAGCGAUAAGGUCACCCACGAACGCAUCCAUACCAAAGAAAUGCCUUAUCAAUGUGAAGAAUGUGGCCAAAAGUUCAUAUGUCAAGGGAAGCUGACUGCACAUACUCGUCGACAUAAGAAUAUCAAGAACUACAAAUGCGAGUACUGUGAGAAAGCAUUUUAUAACAGUGGAACAUUAAAGAAUCAUCUGGUUGUGCACACAAAGGAACGACGGUACAGUUGUAAUAUCUGCAACAAAAAGUUCACACGAGGUUUUUCGCUGAAGGAGCAUAAACGCCUCCAUUCAGAAGUUAAAAAGUAUAUAUGCAAAGUGUGCGGAAAGGACUUCACCCAAUUUCCGGGACUUAACUCCCAUAUGAAAUCACAUCGGGAAGUAGGACCUGAAAGUGAUUCGAAAUUUGCGGCACACCAGACGUGUCCCCGUUACAAUUAGAUUAGAUUAGAAUAUGUAGAUACGGAUUCGGUUAAUAAAAUUUUCUAAAAUAUAAAGAAAUAUGUAUAUUAA
Messenger RNA from Hermetia illucens (black soldier fly), 1242 nucleotides. RefSeq names its product zinc finger protein 239-like. NCBI's taxonomy places the organism in Eukaryota, Metazoa, Arthropoda, Insecta, Diptera, Stratiomyidae. The coding region runs from base 181 to 1170 and encodes 329 amino acids. Gene Ontology annotation, biological process: regulation of transcription by RNA polymerase II. Gene Ontology annotation, molecular function: DNA-binding transcription factor activity; RNA polymerase II cis-regulatory region sequence-specific DNA binding. The transcript is spliced from 2 exons. The record is from RefSeq and is a predicted model, not a curated record.